AGUCAUCGUGACUAGACGCGACAUUUACCCGUUGCCGUGAGUCACCUCGACUCGAACGCGAAAUACCUUGCAGUCCAGCCAUAGUAAGACAAACAACAAUAUCGGCGAGCGGUAUUUCCACGCGAUCUGUUUGUUAUAGCAGUGAGAGUCCGCGUUGCACUUUACACAGCGUCUACAUUCUACAAUCGAAAGUGGUUUCCCACUCUGAGCCGUUGACGAAGUGUAGCAUGAAAUAAAUCAGUGCCGCUUCAUUGAGCGCAAAACAACAAACCAUCCCCUUAUGUAAGGUUAUAAGACGGUGCGAAGUAGUCCAUCAUACCCACUCACAGUACUCACACGCACAAGCACCAUGUGGAGUCAAAGAUUGGCGACGACGUCGGGUGUCUUGAAGUUGCCGCUGCUACUGGCGAUAGUGGUGACCUUCACACAGUGGCCAAUUCAACAGAUCGAUGCCCAAUUUACCGUUGACCAAAUGAGAGUUGUAUCCAAGUCAAACAAUGACACACACUUUCGCCAGACGAUGAAAAGAAUUUUGAAGCCUCGUAUCGUUGGUACCGCUACGCAUGACGAAGUCAAACGAUAUAUCGUUGAGCAGCUGAAACAGCUGCAGUUCACCGUUGAACUGGACGAGUUUAACGACAAGACCCCCCAUUUCGGAAGACUGAAAUUUUCUAACAUAGUGGGGAAACUUAACCCGGAUGCGGAUAAAUACCUAACUCUUGCAUGCCACUAUGACAGUAAAUACUUCCGGGAGCAUGCUUUCGUUGGGGCCAUAGAUUCGGCCGUGCCUUGUGCGAUGAUGUUGAAUCUUGCGAAAACUACGGAAUCUGCGCUAAACUUGCUCCGGAACAACACAGAUCUUAGUCUGAUGCUGGUCUUCUUCGAUGGAGAGGAAGCCUUCAGAAAGUGGUCUGCAACCGAUUCUUUGUACGGAUCCCGACAUCUUGCAACCAAGUGGACCACAAUGCCGUACGUUUCGAAAACUUUAGGAAAGUCAAUGCGUGAAAUUGACAGAAUUCAACUGAUGCUUCUGCUGGACUUGAUCGGGGGAGAGAACCCCAAAUUUUACAACUUUUUCGAUAACACAAAAAAUUAUCAUCGCAGAUUGAGCGACAUCGAGUCAAACCUCAGGAAAAACCGGCUCUUGUUGAAGGAUCCUAAAAGUAACGAGAUGUUCGUCGAUCGGUCUUCGUUCAGUAGGAUAGAAGAUGAUCAUUUACCUUUUUUGAAAAGAAAUAUUCCAAUUCUUCACCUAAUACCAGUCCCAUUCCCAAAACAUUGGCACAAACCGGAAGACACCGAGGAAAAUGUUAACCUUCGAACUGUUGGUAACAUUAACAUGAUUUUGCGCGUAUUUAUGUUGGAAUACCUCACAUAUUGUAACAGCAAAUAUGGCAAACCACUCAGUUCCUGUUUAGAUUAGUCUUAUAUGACUGAAUUUGCACCCGCUAAUCAACAAAAACUGUAGUAGCAGCUUUCGACUUUUUGGCUAAGAAAAAAAAAAUUAAAUUGAAGUGUUAGCUGCUGCUUCAAAAAUCCAACGCUUAAACACUGUUUUAAUGAGUAUUCCAAGCACUAUUUAAACAAACGCAUUUUUAUCGUCAUUUUUACAUAUUUAAAUAAAUAAAAUUCAAUUACCUUGGCAUGCUGUUUAAAGCA
This is a messenger RNA of Armigeres subalbatus, 1659 nucleotides long. RefSeq names its product glutaminyl-peptide cyclotransferase-like. Bases 350 to 1423 code for a protein of 357 amino acids. Lineage: Eukaryota; Metazoa; Arthropoda; Insecta; Diptera; Culicidae. The record is from RefSeq and is a predicted model, not a curated record. The transcript is spliced from 4 exons. Gene Ontology annotation, molecular function: zinc ion binding; glutaminyl-peptide cyclotransferase activity.